Molecule: messenger RNA, 830 nt
Organism: Cephus cinctus (wheat stem sawfly)
Lineage: Eukaryota; Metazoa; Arthropoda; Insecta; Hymenoptera; Cephidae
Product: vesicle-associated membrane protein 4
Exons: 5
Coding region: 179-700 (173 amino acids)
Biological process (GO): Golgi ribbon formation; vesicle-mediated transport
Cellular component (GO): membrane
Source: RefSeq, a predicted model, not a curated record
AACUACUCACAAACUGCUGGCAAUUUCGUAGGAAAGUCAAUCGAGAUUAUAGUAUAUCUAAAGAUGGCUGCCGGUUUGUUUUUAUCUUGUGAUUAACCUCUGUAAAAUAUCGUUCAUCGCGCAGUACAUAUUUUAUUAAAGAAGACACACCCAGUGGCAAAAUCAUCCUUAACGAAAAAUGCCACCAAAAUUCCGAAGAACUUUAUCCGGGGAAGACCUGAGAGCCGCGGACGAGGUUGAAAAGGAAUCCCUUUUAGAACAUGACAGUGAUCCUGAUGAAGAUAUGUUAUUUAACCGUCCAAGUACAUCUACCGAGAACGUACAAGUUCACGGGAAACUAGACAGUGUCAGGAUACAGAUAAAAGAAGUGACUGAUACGAUGCGGGACAAUAUGCAGAAAGUAAUCGAGAGAGGAGAUAGAAUGGAGGAUUUACAAUCAGCAAGUGAGCGUUUAUCAAUGGCGGGAAAUGAAUUCCGAGAUGCAGCGAGAAAUGCGCAAAGAAAAGCGUGGAUGCAAAAUGUUAAAGCAAGAAUCAUAAUAGGUGGGAUAACUUUGAUGCUCGUCCUGUGUAUAGUCGUAAAUUUCAUCAGAUCGUACAAAUAUUCCCUAUUGACCUCGAUCAAGAUUUCAUUUCAGGAUGAACAAGUGGAAGUGUCUAUCGUAAUAUCAACCGCGUUAGAGAAGCGGGAACUUCCAUAACGCGGAUGUGGAAAUCCCAUUUCCCGCGACUGAGAUGGAUCAGGAAAUUUCAGUGAUUUUCCAAGAAUGUCCAAAGGUCAAGAAAGGUUUUCAGGCUAAUUGAGGUUAGCCGGGGUUAUCAUGAGAGCAC